GAUGACUUCAGACACACUUACGUCUGCCCCCUAUGACGGACUUGCUCGAUCCCGCUGCACUCACUAGUCUGCUGAAAACACUUCUUCCAGGAGAAAACAAAAAGCUGACAUCUACUCAUGAUGGAAUUGCUGCUCUCGUACACACAAUUUUGUCUGCCCUUGCCUUCCGUUUGAUUGCACUUGAUGACACUUCACCUCCGGCGACUUACCAAAACAAUGUCUUGCCUGAAGACUGGAAUACUCGUGGCUUAGUGGACCGCACAUUUCGCUACAGGCAUGAUCAAAGCAGCUUGGAAUUUCUCAUCAAGAUCAUUAAACUCGGUCAGCGCACUUUGAUCAAUGCUAUUGCCCUCGAGAGCGACAGGGCGUCGUCUCUCGACAUCUCUACCGAUGAUUUCGUAUCUCCUUCGUUUUAUCCACAUGAUCUGGCAUCUCAAGAUGAACCUCCACUCGUCCACGGAUUUAUUUCCUCGAACCGUAUAGCGGAUUUCGUUUCACAGUUCAAGUUGAAGAUUGUUCAAAAACUCGUUCCCGGCUUGCGCAAGGAUGGCUAUACGGAGGUACAAGAGUCUGCGGAAUCUCAACGACCAGAGCCAUCCAACGCCCCUCGUGCUCAGCAACCCCCUGGCCGGCCCGAGACUGACAUACCUCCCUAUCAACCCCCGCUUACGCAGCCCAGAAACCCUCUUGAGAUAGGGCGCCGAGAUUUGGAUCCUCUGGGUGGGCACGCAAACCCCUUCGCUCCGCCUCCGCUGUUUGGGCCCAAUGGUGGCGACGGGAUGUUCGUCGGACCAGAGCAUCCCAUGUUUGGAGGACGAGGAGAGCUACGUGGGCCAUGGGGUGGUGAUGGAUACCUGCCGCCGAUGGGAGCACCUCCGGGUGCGCGGUUUGACCCUGUUGGGCCUUUGAACCCUCCAUUCGGUGGGAUGCCUCGACGAGGCCCCCGGCCGCCCGGUAACUUCAAUGACCCAGAUAAUGAUGAGUUUAUGCCCCCAGGAGCGGGGGACAUGUUUAUGUGAGGUAUCGGAUUCAAUUGUAAGCUAAGAAAAAGUGAAUGCCGCGAGCGAGGUGGACGUGUGAUAGACGAUAUCGAUAUCCGAUGUACUGUAAUUUGCUUGGGUAUUUUGACAACGUUAUAGUCUGC
This is a messenger RNA of Coniophora puteana RWD-64-598 SS2, 1144 nucleotides long. RefSeq lists its product as uncharacterized. Bases 33 to 1019 code for a protein of 328 amino acids. NCBI's taxonomy places the organism in Eukaryota, Fungi, Basidiomycota, Agaricomycetes, Boletales, Coniophoraceae. Gene Ontology annotation, biological process: proteasome-mediated ubiquitin-dependent protein catabolic process. The transcript has 3 exons. Gene Ontology annotation, molecular function: proteasome binding; endopeptidase inhibitor activity. The record is from RefSeq and is a predicted model, not a curated record.